Drosophila willistoni is the source of this 5941-nucleotide messenger RNA. It is a transcript of the gene Rbp, whose product is annotated as RIMS-binding protein 2. Lineage: Eukaryota; Metazoa; Arthropoda; Insecta; Diptera; Drosophilidae. The coding region runs from base 29 to 5392 and encodes 1787 amino acids. Gene Ontology annotation, biological process: neuromuscular synaptic transmission. Gene Ontology annotation, molecular function: protein binding. The transcript is spliced from 18 exons. The record is from RefSeq and is a predicted model, not a curated record.
UCGUUAGUUAGUGAGAGGCAGCCACAGCAUGCCGUACGAGUCGAUGCAUCAUCAUCAGUCGGCGGCCGCUGCCGUGGCCGCUGCCAGUGCCCCAAAUAGCAUGUUGGACGCCCUUAGUAUGCAGUUGCGGGAUGCUGAAAUGCGGCGCACCGAAAUCGAGAGGGCGCAUCAGGAAACUCUGGCACAAAUACGCAAUCUUAGCAGUAGCGCACGUCCCGAUGCCGAGGCGGUGGAAAACCUGCAGUCGAGAGCCCGGGAACUAGAAAAGAAGGUUGCGCUGGAGAAUGUACGCUGCGAGGAGCUACAAAUCGAACUGACUUCUACUCUCAAGGCCAAGGCUGGACGCUCCCAAGCUGGCAACAUGAAUAUGAAUAUGAAUAUGAACAUGGCCAUGAGCAGUGGAGCGUCAUCUGCCGGCGCAACCAUACCAACCUCGGCCAGCAGUUCCACCGUCACAUGGGCACCGACAAUCAGUCACCAGGACCAAGGCUCGGAGAUUGAUAUCAUCAUGGCAAAGAUUGAGCAGGAUAAUCGUGUGCUGGCCGAACUGGAACAGCCGCGUACUUCGGCCAGUGUUAGUAUGUCCGCCUUGCCACCCAGUUCCAUGAUGAACACGGGAAAUAGCGAAUUUAGAACCAUAUCAAAGAGUGAACUCGAAGAAGAACUGAAUCGGUAUAAAAGAGCCGUACUAGGCGGUGCCUCAGGUGGCGGCGUUUCGGCUCUAUCGUCUGGUUAUUCCAGCUUGCCGCAAUCGCUAGCUUCCACCAUACCGAAUGGGGCCAGCACUAGUCUCAGUGGCACCAGCGUUGGCUCGCAGAGCGUGGCCGCCGCUGCAGGAGCCGGCGGAGGCGGCGGUGCUGGCCAUGGCCAUGGCGGUCACAUUCAUGGCCAUAGUGGCAGUGGUCUCACAUCCAUAUCGGCCCUGGUGCCCAAUGCAAUCAGUGGCAUAUCGUCGAGUCUAAGCAGUCAUGCCAUACAAUCAUUGAAUGCGGCUGCUGCCGCCUCCGCCUAUGGCCAGACAUCCGUUGAGAAAUUAUUGAGCGGAACUAGUGGAAUCACUGGCAUUCCACCAUUGCCGGUAAAUAUUCACACGAUGAAGGCUAUGCCAACGGCAUUAAGUCAGCGCGGAACAAUACAACUGUACAAUUUACAGAGCACAACCAUGCCCCUCCUGUCACUGAACUCGCAUAAUUUGCCGCCAGCCGGCUCGUCCAGCUACUCGGCUUUGGGACUGAGCGGCACCGCUGGCACCGCCGGCACAUCCCUGGCCCAUCCCGGGCUGGGUAACAUCAAUAUGCUGGAUACCAGCGCGCUGCUAGGUGCAACAGGUCUCGGAUUGGGUGCCGGUCCAGGCGGUGGCGGUGGUGGCAUCACUGGAGCUACCUCGCUGUAUGGCCUCAGCGGCGGUGCAGCGGGAGCUUUGGGCAGUUCCUAUGGUCCACCAUUUCUGGAUGUCGCCUCGAGUGCAUCGUAUCCAUUUACAUCGGCCGCCUUGCGUCAGGCAACCAAAAUGAAAAUGCUGGAUGAGAUUGAUAUUCCUUUGGCUCGUUAUGGUAAUCGCAGUUCACCCUGCUCCCCAAUACCGCCGAGCAGUUGGGGCCUUGACGAAUUCACCGACGGCUUAAGCGUUUCCAUGAUGCACAAUCGCAGUGGCCUGGCACUCGGUGCCUUGGAUUUGGAUGGUCGCAAUCAUACACUAAAUGGAGCCAGUGAACCCCAGGUGGAUAUGCUGGACAUACCGGGAAAGGGAAGAUGCUGCGUGUUCAUUGCCCGCUUCCCCUACGAUCCGCCAGAGGAGGCUGAAGGGGAGUUGUCAUUGUGUGCCGGUGAUUAUCUGCUGGUAUGGACAAGUGGUGAACCUCAAGGUGGUUACCUGGAUGCCGAGCUUCUGGAUGGACGACGCGGCCUUGUGCCCGCUUCUUUUGUACAACGUUUAGUGGGCGACGAUCUUCUGGAAUUCCAUCAGGCGGUGCUAUCGACACUGCGCGAUGCCGAGGAUGGCUCGAUGCAGUGCGAUACAACGUCAUUGCCCUCCUUGCCGCCGCACAACCCAUUGCUCACACACACCCACGAGGAUUUGGCACGUUUGAGUGAGACGCACACCGAUCUGGAGCACGAUCAGGACGAUAUCAGUGACAAUGUUCCAGCUCCCAAACACUUGACCCUGGAACGACAGCUGAACAAGAGCGUGCUCAUUGGUUGGUCACCGCCGGAGCCUGUGGGCUAUAAUCUAAUUGAAAGCUAUCACGUCUAUGUGGACGGCGUGCUCAAGGUUACGGUGAAGGCCAACGAACGCACACGAGCUCUUAUCGAGGGCGUCGACUCCACGCGGCCGCAUCGCAUUAGUGUGCGAAGCGUGACCCAGAAUCGUCAGACGUCUCGGGAUGCCGCUUGCACCAUGAUUAUUGGGCGCGACACCUCACAUUUGGGCCCCUCGGCGGUGCGCGCCUCGCACAUAACGUGUUCCUCAGCGGUCAUCUCGUGGCUGCCGGCCAAUUCCAACCACCAGCACGUGGUGUGUGUGAACAAUGUGGAGGUGCGCACCGUCAAGCCGGGCAUGUAUAGGCACACCAUUACCGGAUUGGCGCCGAGCACCCAAUAUCGAGUCACCGUACGGGCCAAACAUCUGCGCGCCGUGGGCCAGCACACGCCUCAGACACCCGGCCGACCCGGUCAGGAGGAGGCGCCUGGAGCCUAUGCCGAUUUCCGCACGUUGACCAAAGGCCUGCCCGAUCCCCCGCAGGAAAUCCAGCUUGAGGCUGGCCCUCAAGAUGGUACCAUUCUGGUGACAUGGCAGCCGGUUAACAGGCCCACCUCAACGGGGCCAGUAACCGGCUAUGCUGUGUAUGCCGAUGGUAAAAAGGUCACCGACAUCAAUUCCCCCACUGGCGACCAUGCCCUCAUCGACAUUGGCAAGCUGGGUGUCUUUAAUCCGAGAGCCGUCACCAUUCGCACCAAAUCUCGAGAUUCACAGUCGGCGGACAGUGCGCCCAUCUUGAUACCAAACACUGUGCGCAAUGCUGUUGCUCGCCGGGGACCAAAUCAAAUGGGUAUGGGAAUGGUGGGGCCACAGCUUCCACAGGGUCCACAUGGCAUGACCGUUCCCGGUCAGCAGCAGCAACAGCAACAGCAGCAGCACAUGAUGGGCCAACAGGAUCCGCAUCAUCCGCAAUACGAUCCAAAUCAGAUGCAGCAGCAGGGAAUGCAGCCGGGACAGCAGCCGGGACAACAGCCUGGCCAGCCUGGCCAUCAGCCCGACGGAGGCUCCGGCUUGUUAGGUGGCCUGCUCGGUGGCCUCUUCUCGAAACCCACACAGAAUCAAGUGAACCAGAAUGGCUACCAGCCGGGGGCGCCGACAGGGCAGCAGCAACAGCGUGGCAUGGGUCCAGUGCCAGGGCGACCUGCGGGUCCGCUGCAACAACAACAACAACAGCCAUAUGGUGUGCAGGGACAGAUGCAAGGAGGUCCACGCUUUCGAGGACCAGCCCCUGGACAGAUGCAGGGUCAACAGAUUCCUGGCCAAAUGCAGGGUCAGAUGCCGGGUCAAAUGCCGGGUCAAAUGCCGGGUCAAAUGCAGGGUCAAAUGCCGGGUCAAAUGGCUGGUCAAAUGCAGGGUCAAAUGCCUGGUCAAAUGCAGGGUCAAAUGGGUGGACCACGAGUUCCUUUCAACCAGCAGCAACAACAGCAACAACAACAACAACAACAGCAUCAGCAGCAAAUGCAACAGGGCCAGCUUAUGCCGGGCCAACAGCCUGGUCAACAGCAGCCACAACAACAAAUGCCUGGAGCGCAAAAGAAACCUCGCUACUUUGUGGCCAUGUUCGACUACGACCCAUCCACAAUGAGUCCCAAUCCCGAUGGCUGCGACGAAGAACUGCCAUUCCAAGAGGGUGAUACGAUUAAGGUUUAUGGUGAUAAAGACGCCGAUGGCUUCUAUUGGGGUGAACUGCGCGGUCGUCGCGGUUAUGUGCCCCACAACAUGGUCUCCGAGGUGGAGGACACUACAGCUCAAAUGGGAACCGGUGUGCAACAGAUGGGGCCACAGGGUACGCCAGGAGGUGUGGGCGUUGGCAUGGGCGUUGGCACUGGCCAAAUCAUGCCAGGACAAGGUGCCCCCCAACAGAGCAUGCGUAAUGUGAGCCGCGAUCGUUGGGGCGACAUCUAUGCGAAUAUGCCGGUGAAACGUAUGAUAGCCCUCUACGACUAUGAUCCCCAGGAGUUGAGUCCAAAUGUGGAUGCCGAGCAGGUGGAAUUGUGUUUUAAGACCGGCGAAAUCAUACUCGUUUAUGGUGAUAUGGAUGAAGAUGGUUUCUAUAUGGGCGAAUUGGAUGGUGUCCGUGGCUUGGUGCCCUCAAAUUUCCUAGCCGAUGCCCCCGAUCAGUACAACAAUCAAAUGGGACCGGGCGGAGCUGGGCGCGGAGGGCUCAGCCAGAGGGGCAGGGGUCAGGGACCCGGAGCGAGGGGACCACCGCCGCCACCAAGGGACAACAUGAUGCCCGGUGUGGCCGGGCAACGUGGCCCGCAAGGCAAAAAUGCUCGCCCUGCUUCCCCUACACUGUUAGACAACACGGGCCAUCCUGCCCCCGAUCACCAAACGCAGGGGAUGAUCGGUCGCGUUGGUAAUGUUGGACUGCAGCAGCAGCAACAGCAGCAACAGCAACAGCUACAGCAGCAACCGUAUGGUCAGCAACAGCAGCAACAACAACAACAAAUGGGACAACCUGGAAUGAUGGGCAUGGGGAUGGGCCAACAGCAGCCGGGACAGCAGAUGGGAAUGGGAAUGAUGGGACCUGGACAGCAGCAACAGAAUCUGCAACAGCAGCAACAGCAACAACAACAAAUGGGCAGCGGUGGCCAAAUGGGCAUGGGCAUGAGCAAUAUGGGCAACAUGGGCAUGGGCAACAUGGGUCAACAGCAACAACAGCAGCCGCCAGUUACGACGCAGGCGCAAACGGGCGGCCUCUUCUCCGGCGCGACUAGCCUGCUCUCUGGUGCUACUUCGGCUGCCACCGGUGGUCUAUUUGGUUCGAAACAACCACCCAAAACGGAUCCAAUGCAACCACCCGGUGGUGUGCAGCCAACGCAGCAACAAACAAAUGCCUUUGGUGCCCAGCAAAUGCAACCGGGAAUGCAACCGGGAAUGCAACCAGGAAUGCAGCCUGGUAUGCAACCUGGUAUGCAACCUGGUAUGCAACCUGGUAUGCAACCAGGAAUGCAACAGCAACAACAACAACAACAACAAGUGCCACCGCAAGCUCAGCCACCGCCACAGGGGCCGGGCGCCGGUCUGUUGGGAGGCCUUAAGGGUAUUGCGGCAGCGGCGCCCGGCGGCGAUGUACUCUCAAAAGGCAAAGAUCUCUUUGGCAAAUUCGGGUUCGGCUUUGGCAAAUAACCCCGGUCAUUCCAUAGGGUCCUGUUAUAUUAUUCGUAGAUUAGACUUAUUAUUACUAUUAUGAUUAUUGCUAUUACGAUUACGAAUACUAAGCUAACAAAACAAGAACAAAAAAAAAAUCAACUACCAAGUAACCUCCUUGCCCAACACAACACAACACACACACACACACACACAUGCAAACUAAAAAUGUCCCCCAAAAGUCCCCGUCGAGAAUGGGAAUGUGUUUGAUUUUCUUGUUGCUGAUGUAAAUGAUAAAAAUGCAACUAAUACUAGUUACUAAUAAUGAUAAUAUUUUUUAUUAAUUAAAUUGAUAAAAAUAUUUAACACAAUAUCAGCAACAACAAAAGAGAUCAUUAAGUGGGGAUAAAUAAAGGGGAAGAUUCCCAACAAAAAAAAACCAAAAAAAAAGAAGUAAAUUGUUGUAAAAUUAUACAAAUCAAAUCAGAAGCCCAACACGAAAACAAAAAAAAAGACAACAACAUAACACAUAUACACUGAAAUAAGACAACAAAAAAAGCUCCAUUACUUAUCUACUAUAUUUAAACA